AAAUCAGUUGUUUCUUGGGUAACCUAGCUGUUGUGUCUUUUGUGGUCUCUACUCAAAGAACUAACAUAGUGAUUCAUAAUGUAAUCCAAUACGCCUCAUGUAUUUAACGUUGAUGCUUCCAGUGACAAAAUAUAAUUUGCCAAAAUGAUAGAACUUCAACAGAAUUGUGUACAAAAUUCGUUACAAGAAUGAGUUACUCUCGCAAAAUAUUUUUUGGUACUGGAAAUCGCUCCACAGAUAAGAUUUGAACACAAUGUUUUAAAAUUUUUCUCCUAUUAUAAGUGACAAGUUAUUCUACAGUCAUAACGACAAAUCUAUUAUAAGUAAUCUCAUAAUUUAAAUUCAAAUAACUGCAUGUUAAUACCCUUUUAGAAGAUGCAACUCUCAACCAUUGAUAGAGGGGGUCCGCACAAGACAACCGAGCCCGCUACCAAAAUGACGCGAGACACUUUAUCGAUCGCUCUCCACAACUCCGGAAAGAAUGACAAAAGUGAAAAGAAUGGCCUGGACAACCCUGCCUUGGUUAUGGGAUCAAAAACAUCGAUCAACCCACCAGAAAUGUACAGUGCACCACCAUACUCAGAAAAAGGAAUGUCAAAAGAUGUGUUGCAAAGUGUUUACGUUGUGCCUGCCAAUGGAACUAAAACAGAAAAAGAAGAAGAAUAUGAUCCGUACCUCAACAGAAACGUCAAACAUCCGACAACGUACUGGGAGACACUGAUCCACAUGUGGAAAGCCAGCCUGGGAACCGGAAUCCUUGCCAUGCCAAACGCAUUCCAUAAUGCUGGAUUUGCCGUUGGAACAAUCGGAACACUCGUCAUAGGAUUUCUGUGCUCUUACUGCAUUCAUAUUCUCAUAAGUACACAAUACGAGCUUUGCAGGCGAAGGAAAACACCGAGCAUGACCUACCCGGCCACAGCUGAAGCAGCUUUCCAAGAUGGGCCCACGUGGACUAGGAGGAUUGCUCCCUAUGCACCGGGUAUAUGUAACGCGUUCCUCCUAGCUUAUCAGUUGGGAAGUUGCUGUAUCUACGUCGUUUUCGUUGCCAGCAACAUUAAGUCGGUGAUGGAUGACUACAUUGAACCUAUGGACGUGAGGGUGUACAUGGUGAUCCUUCUGGUGCCGCUGAUCCUCAUCAACUGGGUGCGGAACCUCAAGUACCUGGCACCCUUCAGCUCGCUCGCCAACAUCCUGACAGUGAUCAGUUUCGCCAUCACCGCCUUCUACGUGUUCCAGGACCUCCCCGACCUCUCCACCCGGGCGGCUGUCGGCAGCUUCAAAGGGAUGCCGCUAUUCUUCGGAACUGUGUUGUUCGCCAUGGAGGCUAUCGGAGUGGUAAUGCCACUUGAGAACGAAAUGGACAACCCGAAGAGGUUCGGAAGUGCAUUCGGUGUGCUCAACUGUGCCAUGCUACCCAUCACCAUCCUCUACACCAUUGUCGGCUUCUUCGGAUACCUCAAGUAUGGCGAAAAUGCUGCCGGAAGCAUCACUCUCAACUUACCAGGCGAUCAACUGCUGGCUCAAAGUGUGAAGCUUAUGCUUGCCUUAUCCAUCUUUGUGACUCACGCCCUGGCUUGCUACGUAGCCUUUGACAUCACAUGGAACCAGUACAUGGGACCAAGAGUCGAAUCCAAGAAGAUGUUCUGGGAGUUCUUCUGUAGGACAAUGCUUGUUGUAGUCACAUUUGGGUUCGCCGUUGCAAUUCCGAAUCUGGAACUGUUCAUCUCUCUGAUUGGCGCUCUCUGUCUCUCUACUAUGGGUCUCUCUCUUCCUGCAGUCAUCAACAUGCUAACAUUCUGGGAUCAGUAUAGAGGCGUUGGAUUUAUUCUCUUCAUCUCCAAAAAUAUGUGUAUCAUACUCAUUUCAGUUCUAGGAUUUGCUGUAGGAACCUCAACAAGCUUACAUGAGAUCAUAGAAAAGUUUUUCCAUUGAUAAUCAAAACCACUGAUUAUGAUUUGACAUAUCAAAACUGUAACUUAUACAUCACUGCACAAAACUAGCUCUUUCUCUGAUUGACUGACCUAUCAAACUUUUCUCAUUGAGUUUGUCUUGAAAUUUAUGUGUUGAAUGUUGAAUUUUAACUUCAUCUUACACUCCGGUGAAUUUUCAAAUGUUAAUUUUAUCCCUAAAAAAUCGACUUGAAGGUAAACUUUAGUGAGAUUUCUUCCUAGCCAAAAUUUUAAUUUCGCUAUACUUGGAGCUAGUUCUAUAAAUUGUAUUUAUUUUUGAGUUUAUAAUAUCAAUGAGAAUUCCAAUGACUUCUAGAAUUAGGACUUCUGAAAUGUAGUUUGUUAAGAGAGACUGUGAUAAAUUUGAAACAAAAAUCUAUUUUCGUAGGCAUAACUGAUGACUGUAUUUGUGAAACUCAUCCACAUUUCUCCUUCCAUUGUAAUUAGUUAUCAUGUCUUUUCAUCAUUUCCUUGAGAUUAACGCUAUCUUUGAACAAUUAUAUUAUCACCUACAUGUAUUUUGUUUUACAAACAAAUGGUUUUUGAAAUAUUUUAAUAAUAUUAUAGCAUGACUCAUAUUGUAAUAAAAAUGAAUUUUGAUCCAUUUGUAAUACUAAGAAAGUGAUUAUACACUGUUAUUCAGAACUACUGUAAACAUAAACGAUCAAUUUUUAAUAAUAUUUCUAUCUUAUAUAUGUUCUACUUAAUAUGCUACCUGUCAAAUGCUUUUAUGAAUACUGUAAACUAAUUUUAUAUCGAAUGCAUGUAUCAAAUCAACAAUAGAUACAUAACUUUUUCAAUUAGGUACCUAACAUCGGUUCAAUGUGCUUAUAUUAUUAUAAUUGCCUUUCCUUGUACAUUUUUGUGAUGCGAUGAUUGACUUUGUAAGUAUUUUUACGUCGUAAGGUUGUUAAGUAUUCUAUUCUCAAUUAAGAAUAUUGUUAGUUCGAUAAAUAAAGAAUGACUAAAAAAUUUAA
Nilaparvata lugens (brown planthopper) is the source of this 2926-nucleotide messenger RNA. Its product is annotated as proton-coupled amino acid transporter-like protein CG1139. Gene Ontology annotation, cellular component: vacuolar membrane. The transcript is spliced from 11 exons. The record is from RefSeq and is a predicted model, not a curated record. Gene Ontology annotation, biological process: amino acid transmembrane transport. Gene Ontology annotation, molecular function: amino acid transmembrane transporter activity. Lineage: Eukaryota; Metazoa; Arthropoda; Insecta; Hemiptera; Delphacidae. The coding region runs from base 376 to 1932 and encodes 518 amino acids.